Molecule: messenger RNA, 1053 nt
Organism: Ornithodoros turicata
Lineage: Eukaryota; Metazoa; Arthropoda; Arachnida; Ixodida; Argasidae
Exons: 1
Coding region: 1-1053 (350 amino acids)
Source: RefSeq, a predicted model, not a curated record
AUGACAAGUAUCCUGCCUCCACCCAAGCCACUCGAUGUUACCGGCGAUCUUUGGAAAGCUUGGAAGUUGUGGAAAGGCGAGUUUAGACUCUUCUCUACAGCGACAAAUCUAAAGGCGCAGCCAAAGGAAGUUCAGGCCGCGACCUUCUUGGUUACACUGGGUGAAGAAGGAAGGAAGAUAUGCAAUACGCUACGGUUUGAAACCGAAGCGGACCGUGAUGAUGUCGACAAGCUUAUCCAGAAACUGGAAGAGCACUGCAAACCGACGCUCAAUUUAACGUACCACGAAUUUCUGUUCGGAUCGCGAAACCAGAAAGAAGGGGAGCGAUUUGACGAGUGGCUGACAGAGCUUCGGAUACUCGCUGCUAGCUGCGAGUUCGGGACCUUGGAAAAACGCAUGCUGCGUAGCCGCAUAAUCCUUGGAGUUCGCGACAAGAAACUUCAGCAAAGGCUGAUCUCGGAAAAUCCGUCAUGUGAGAAGGUUAUAGAAACAUGUCGGAUGAGAGAGCUCAGCAAGCAGCAGUUUGACGAUAUCCAGAAGGAAAAAGAUGAAGUGAAGGAAGUUCACGCGGUCACGAAGCGAACGAGAACUUGUUCGAAGUGUGGAUAUACGCACGAUAAAGAUGCAUGUCCGGCGCAAGGCAAGGAAUGCAAGAGCUGCGGUAAACUUAACCACUUCGCCAGUGUGUGCAGAAGCAAAGGACAACGAAAGAAAUAUAGAAGGAAGCCGAAGGCAAAACAGGUCCUUGAAGUGGAACGUGAAGAAGACACUUACUUCUUGCAAAUGCUGUCCGUAAAUAACGUCGCAUCGAGCGAUCUCUGGUCUGCUGAGGUUACGAUCGAGAACGUGAAACUAAACUGCAGAGUAGACACUGGUGCCAAUUGUUCCGUAAUCUCAGCCGGACAGUUGAGAAAAGUCACUACCCAGACAACCAUCAACGUCCCAAGGACAUCCCAGUUUGAUCAUAACGUCCAGGUCCAUGAUGGAUGUCCACUGGAUAUCCCCUGGAUGUCCCAAAAUAUCCAUAAAUAUCCUGGAUUUAUCCAGUGCUGA